Seminavis robusta is the source of this 915-nucleotide messenger RNA. The record is from the annotation of a GenBank genome assembly. Lineage: Eukaryota; Bacillariophyta; Bacillariophyceae; Naviculales; Naviculaceae.
AUGAGCAACCGACCAAGAGGCCUGACGCAGAUCCCACUGGAUGUGGAGUACUUGCCUCACGAUCACUUGAUCAGUAUACUGCGAGCUGUGGUGAAUGAACGAGACGAGCUCUAUAUUGCUCUCCAGAACGAACAGGCCAAAUCCGCCUCCGCCGCUGCUGCUGCGGCUGUAGCAGCCGCUACGAAUUACCAGCAGCAUCACAACAAUCAGGGACACCACAAUCCAAACUCCACUGGCAAUCACCAUGAUCCCUUUGGCUUUCACUAUCAGGACCAUCAUCAUCACCAUCCUCCUCCUCUUCCGCUACCUCCUCCGGGCACGAACAACAAUAACAACCCCGACGCGGCACCCACUGGCCCCGCGGCACCCACCACGGGCACCACCUAUCAUCAUCCACCGGCUCCGGCAGCCAACGAAAACGUGGCACAAAACAAUCACAUGGGCAAUAACAAUACAGUUCCAUCCUCUUUCAAAGUGGACACCAUCAAGAAACGAAUUGGCAAAAAAUCAUUCUUACUCGUCAAAAAGACGGCACACAACAAGGCCAAAAAACCAUGGACCGAACUCAACGAAGCCGUCCCGAAUGCCUCCUCGGCCAUGGCACUCUUUGACGGAUUUCCACCCAAAUCGGACACGCAUCGAUUGACCAAGUGGGAGCUCACAGGUCCAGAAGUCAUUGAAUGGUUGUCCACUCCAUCAUCCACCGUCAACAAGUACAUUCAUCCCGUCAAAUUCGAUGGCAAAGUCAUUGCCUUUGGGGGUGCCAAACCUUUUGUCUAUGCUUGGGCCAGCUAUGAAUCUAUGCAGGCUCGAUUUGAUAAGAAGGGUUCUUCCCUAUCACUCAAAUUUCGAACCAAAAUGGUGGGAUCGGGACGACCCGUCGAAGGCAAAGAUGGGCCACCGUCGUUGACGUGA